AUGGCGAAUAUGAAAGGAGAGGUGGGAAUAGCAGCAUCAGUAGUUAGUUAUGUUACAAGUCCACCAAGAGCCCAAACUGAGAAGCUGGUAGAGGUAGAUAGUGCCACCGGUUCCACGCUCAACAACAAUGGAGAAAGAGAAACGUUGCUGUCAUGA
Molecule: messenger RNA, 156 nt
Organism: Sphenostylis stenocarpa
Lineage: Eukaryota; Viridiplantae; Streptophyta; Magnoliopsida; Fabales; Fabaceae
Source: the annotation of a GenBank genome assembly